This is a messenger RNA of Panthera uncia (snow leopard), 8141 nucleotides long. It is a transcript of the gene IFIT5, whose product is annotated as interferon induced protein with tetratricopeptide repeats 5. Lineage: Eukaryota; Metazoa; Chordata; Mammalia; Carnivora; Felidae. Gene Ontology annotation, molecular function: protein binding; RNA binding. The record is from RefSeq and is a predicted model, not a curated record. The transcript has 2 exons. The coding region runs from base 337 to 1785 and encodes 482 amino acids. Gene Ontology annotation, biological process: defense response to virus. Gene Ontology annotation, cellular component: cytosol.
UGGGUUCCUCAGCCCCGUUGGGGCCCCACUCAGCUCUCGCAUAAGUUUCCGUUUCCUGGAACUGGACUCCGCCUAGUCCGGGAUCAGAUUCACUUCUCGGUUUCCUUUUCCCGCUCGGGUCCUGCGUUUAACAAAGCCCACGCCUGGGCAGCGACCUCGCGCCGCCGACGCCCCGCGGGAAGCGCGCGCCGCCCGCCCGCACUCCCCGCGCACGCGCACACGCCCGCCCGCGCGCGUCCCGCCGCUCGGCAGCUGGGGAGCCCAGUCCUGAGGAGAAAGCCCGAGGGGACAGCCGCCCCUCUCCCCCUCCCGGACGGCCCGCAGCGCCCAGCCACCAUGAGUGAAAUUCCUAAGGACUCCUUGAAGGCCCUUCUGUUGGAGUUAGAAUGUCACUUUACAUGGAAUUUACUUAAGGAAGACAUUGACCUGUUUGAUGUGGAAGAUACAAUUGGGCAACAGCUUGAAUUUCUUACCACAAAAUCCAGACUCACUCUUUAUAACCUAUUGGCCUAUGUGAAACACCUAAAAGGCCAAAAUCAAGAUGCCCUAGAAUGCUUGGAACAAGCAGAAGAAAUAAUCCGGCGAGAACAUUCAGACAAAGAGGAAAUACGAAGUCUGGUCACUUGGGGAAACUAUGCCUGGGUAUAUUAUCACAUGGACCAGCUCAAAGAAGCUCAGAAGUAUAUAGACAAGAUAGCAAACGUUUGUAAGAAAUUGUCUAGUCCUUCUAACUACAAGUUGGAGCGUCCUGAGAUUGACUGUGAAAAAGGGUGGGCACUCUUGAAAUUUGGAGGAAAGUAUUACCAAAAGGCUAAAGCAGCUUUUGAGAAGGCUUUGGAAGUGGAACCUGACAAUCCAGAAUUUAACAUUGGCUAUGCCAUCACGGUGUAUCGGCUGGAUGAUUCUGACAGAGAGGGGUCUAUAAAGAGCUUUUCUCUGGGUCCUCUGAGGAAAGCUGUUACCCUGAACCCAGAUAACUCCUACAUUAAAGUUUUUCUGGCACUAAAGCUUCAAGAUGUACAUGCAGAAGCUGAAGGGGAAAGGUAUAUUGAAGAAAUCCUGGACCAAAUAUCAUCCCAACCUUAUGUCCUUCGUUAUGCAGCCAAAUUCUACAGGAGAAAAAAUUCCUGGGACAAAGCUCUUGAACUUUUGAAAAAGGCCUUGGAGGUGACACCAACCUCUUCUUUCCUGCAUCACCAGAUGGGACUUUGCUAUAGGGCACAAAUGAUCCAAAUCAAGAAGGCCACGCGCAACAGACCUAAAGGAAAGGAUAAACUAAAAGUUGAUGAGCUAAUUACAUCUGCUAUAUCUCAUUUCAAAGCAGCUGUGGAAAGAGACUCUAUGUUUGCAUUUGCCUACACGGAUCUGGCCAAUAUGUAUGCUGAGGGAGGCCAGUAUAGCAAUGCUGAAGACAUUUUCCAGAAAGCCCUUCGUCUGGAGAACAUAACUGAUGAUCACAAACAUCAGAUCCACUAUCACUAUGGCCGCUUUCAGGAAUUUCACCGCAAAUCAGAAAGUACUGCUAUCCACCAUUAUUUAGAAGCCUUAAAGGUCAAAGACCGGUCGUCCUUACGCACCAAAUUGACAAGUGCUCUGAAGAAAUUAGCUAUCAAGAGACUUGGUCACAAUGCUUCAGAUGUGCAGAGUUUAAGUGCCCUAGGGUUUGUUUACAAGCUGGAAGGAGAAAAGAGGCAAGCUGCUGAGUACUAUGAGAGGGCCCAAAAGGUAGAUCCAGAAAAUGCAGAAUUCAUUACCGCUCUCUGUGAACUUCGACUUUCUAUUUAAAUACAUACUCUAGGAGAUUAGUUAUAAGCUUUUGUCUCCAUUUUGGGUUGUAUUUUUUGUUUAUUAUUUUAAUCCAUUGUUCAUUAUAGAGCCAAUUCUUUUGAAUGAUUAUUAUGUACUAAGCAUUAUGCUAAAUACUAUUUUAUAUACGUAAUGAUGAAUCUUUUUGCUGUUUUCUUCUCUUUUAAAUUCAUAUAAUCCUUUGAGAAACAGAAACAUUUCAGCUCUUAUAACUCUUAAAAAUGGUUUGGUCAUUAUGACUUUAUACCCUUUAUCUUUGUUAUUUAUAAUAAGUUUUUAUUAAAUUUUAUCAAAUUUCCCAUAUUAUUCACACAGUGAGUAUAAUUCUGCAUAAAUGCUUGACACCUAGGUCAGGAAUAUUCUUUCAGCAGAAUUAUAUUAUUUAAGCUUUUAACUGUGUAGCUUGCAGAAGAUGAACCCUUCAGUUACAGAUGUUCUCACUUUGAGAACCUGAUAGUCACCUAAAGAAUCCUCUUGGGUGAAAGAAAAAUGUUCAUAAUAAUAAAAAACUUGUUAUCUAUGGUGACUUUAAUAAAAGGAGAAAAAUCUAGAACAGGAAAAAAAAUUUCUUUAAAUACAGAACUAAGGGACCCAUGAGAAAUCACAAGCAUUAUCUCCCAGAAUGUUCAUUAAGUAGCUAGAAAUAGUUGUGAGAAAAAAAAUGAAUGGAAAAUCAUAUCUCAAGUUUCUCUGGUUCUUUUAACUAGAAGAAUGAACUUAAACUAAUCUAGAUGAAAUUAAUUUUAAUCUUUCACAUUAAAAUUGCAGAAUUUUUAGGUUAAAAUCGUUAAGCUUGAAAGCAGACUAAUUAGGAAAUUGGGAGAAAUGAUAGACAAAUGGGUAAAAUAGAUGUCCCUAACAUACAUCCCUAGAUUACCAAGAUUUCAGUGAUUUGGGUUUCGGUCUGGACUGGAUCAUUCUCAUACCCCCAAUUUCUGGUCUUUGGUUCACUAUUUUAGUAUUCUAAAGUUACUUCUGUGAAUCUUUUUCUUUUGUCUAAAGUUUUCAGAUUGACAUGUUUUCCUAUAGAUCCUUUCAGUUUUAAUAUCCAUCUUGAAGGGUCACUGCUUAAGGGCACUUACCCCAGGGGACAUUGUUAAUUGGGAUAUUGCUAAAAGUAGCAUCUCUAAUGUUUCUUCUUUGAUUAUGGACUACACAAUUAUAUUUACCACCACAGUAUUAGUGGGAAAGUGUGCCAUGUGAUUUAAUUCUCCAUACCUCUACUGUAGCUCUUAAAACUACUGUAUAUAUGCUUGUGUGUUUUUUACUUUUUGUUACUUUUUAAAUUUUUUUUCCUGUUAUGGUUUUGAUUAUUAUAAAAGUAAUGAAUUCUCACUGUAAAAUUUCAAACUCAGCAGAAGCAUAUGAAUUUAAAAUAAGAGCACUCCCCUCACCCUUCCCUAAUUCUAUGCCCCCAUGGUAAUCUGUUAACAAUUUAAUAUGUAUCCUUCCAGAUAUUUUUUCAAUGCAUAUUCAAACAUACAUCCAUACUACAAUGUAUUUCAUAAAUUAAAUUUUUAAAAAUGUUUGUUUUACUUAAGCCCCUGCUAUUUUUGUUUAUUUUGCUCAUUUGCUUAUUCAAGAAAGAAGAAUGGGAAGGGGAUGAUCUUUACUUAAGUAUUUCAGAAACUUGGGACUGAAGUCCUGACCUAUCAGUAGAAGCUUGUGUUACACUCUGCAGCAAAUAUUUUAUUUUGCAGCAAGUCAUUUUCCCCCACUGGGAAUAAUGUGAUUAAGGUUAUAUUCCCAAGUAAGGAAUUUGCACACAAUGUAAUACAGUUAUGAUAUCAAAACAACGACACAACUAUAAGCCUCUAUUUAAAUACUGAGUCUAUUAAGUGACUUUAAAAUUCACUAGAGGGGCGCUUGGGUGGCUUAGUCAGCUGAGCAUCUGACUCUUGAUUUUGCCUCAGGUCAGGAUCCCAGGGUCAUGAGAUAGAGUCCCACGUGGGACUCCACACUGAGUGUGGAGCCUGCUUAAGAUUCUUUCCCUCUCUCUCUCUCUCUGUCUCUCCCCCUGCCCCUCUCUCUCAUGCUCACUCUCUAAAAAAAAUAAAUAAAAUUCACUAGAUAUUAUAACAUACCAACAUAUAAGAAGUCAUAAACACCAAGAAAGUAUAAAAUUGGUAUAUGAAAAAUACAACUCUAUAAAACACUGAACUAAAAUUAGUAUGCUUAUAAUAACUGUAAGUUUUGUCACUAAUUUUGGGCUUGCCUUCCUAAAAAUUAAAACUAUGUAGAGAUAAUUUCAUAGAGUCUUAGGUUCUAAAAAGACCUCAGAGUUCAUUCACCUUUACCAAUUAACCAUCAAAACUUGGAGCUUGAAUUAUCUUCCUAAAUGAUAAUUUCAUCUUCAGAUAGUCCUAAUCUUAGAAAUUUGUUCCUUCCAUUUAACUGCAUACUUUUGGCCUGAAGUAUAUACAUUUUGGUCUGUCUUUAGGGGCCUCAAAGAUCUAAUCCUUUUUAGAGGUGACAUUUUGUAUCAAAACUCUUGAUUGCAGGUGGCAUAAAACCUAGCUCAAACUGACCUAAGCAAAAAUGGGAAUGUAAUGGCUAUUGUAAUUUAAUAGUCUAGGGGCAGUACUAGGUUCAGAUAAAUUUGAGGGGACGAGUCACCAAAUACAUAUCAGUGGCUAUUAUUGUAAGUCAAGUGAUGCUGAGUAGCCAAAAACCAAGUGUCUACUAUAUAUGUCUAAAAGUAUUUGAAGACAAUUGCUCUCUGUCCCCUAAGAAUUCUUUAAGUUAAGCAUGCUAUUUUCUUUCAGCCCACCCCCAUCUCCAUCAUGGUCAGUUUUAGUUCUCUCCAAAUUGUCUUUAUCCUUUGCUAAUGGUUUGUGCUCAAAGUUUAACUUAAUACCCAAACUGAGGUUUUAGGACUAUAGUAGAAUGAUCCUUUCUUUUUUCUAUGAACUAUACUCCUAUUAAUGUGGCCCCAACCAAAAUAUCUCCUUGGUAUCUACCCAUGUGUAGGUUUUUCCACCCAUACCAUUUAAAGGUAUGUUUUUCAUAUCCUAUACCUGAGCAUUUGGCUUUUAAAAGUGCUUUAUGUCACUUGGUAGCAUUCAGCACUUCAAUUCAGAUAACCCAUACCUCUUUAAAAAGUUGAGGAGAAGUGUAUAUAUAAAAUGCUAGUCAUUGCAAAUAACAACAGAUAAUGGAAUCCUAACUGGUCUUUAAAAUAGUAGCAGAAAUAAACCUUGUUUUCAAGCAAGACCUAAUCUUAAGAGGUGUGACCAAGACAUAAUCACUCUACUCAGCUCUGAUCAGAUUUGGCUCCAUUCUGAGAAAGCUCCAUCUUUGUGAUACUAAGAUGGCUGCUGCAUGUACUCUUAUCCCAAUGCAGUGGAAAAGAGUGUAUUUGCUCUCCCAGCCGCUUAAGAAGUCUAGUUUUGCUCUCUGAUAGGACUGCCUUAAGUGAUGUGCCAUUCUCAAAUCAGUCAUCAUGGCCAGGGAGGAAGUUAUGCUCAUUAGUUAGGCCUGAGACACAUAGCUGACCCUGAACGAAGAAUGGGGAGAAAAUGGACUCCCCUAGAAGCAUAUGGAUUGCAAGCUGCAGGGGUGAAAUUUUCAGGAAAAUUGGUAGUGGAUACUGACAGCCAAAACACCAUGGGUAUAUAGAUUCAAAUUAAUACCUUCUAACUCCACUCCAUACAUUUCUCGGUAGCAAGUAAAAUAUUUUGGAAAGGAGUUACAGUCAUUCUUAUCACUGAAGCCCCCAGUAAACUUUCUGAUGGGAUCCCAAGUGCUGUGUCUCCUUAUUCUGGUUCUCCUAAUCCUCUUUUUUAUUCCUUCAGAUCUGCACUCCACCUUGGCAUCAUAGGGGGCAGCCUGGUAAGGGGGUGGUAUAUGGAAGAUGGAGGAAAGGAAGAAGUCAAACUCACACUGUAGUGAUGGCUACCAACUGUAAUUCAGACAACUUCAAAAAAUAAAACAACCAGAGGCAUUAUGGACUGUGUUAAUUGAAUAAACUAUAUCCAGUAAAGCUGAGCAGCCCUUGAAAGGGCCAUCACCAGCUUAUUCACCAGCUGCUGUGAGGUCUCCAGGUCUUGAACAUGACUAGUUCAAAUUCAAGGUGACAAAAGUAGAGAAUAAGAGUGGGUAUGGAAAUAUCUGGACAUCAAAGCCCAAACAGAUUACAUACAUGAGAUAUAUACUAAAUUAGCAUUACGGUUUUUAAGUUCCCUAGGUGAAAUUAUUGUACUGCAAAGUUUGAGAGCCUCUGGCCUAAAAUAUGGAAAAUAAGGACAGAGAAUAUAUUCUCUAUCCAUCAUCUAUCUAUCUAUCUAUCUAUCUAAUCUAUCUAUAUUACUAAGCUACUAAGUGAUGAGACUAGGACUUAAAACCAAACCCAACCUAAAUUUGUAGUCUACUCUCUCUCCAUCGUAUCAGUGGUUCACGACCCUAACCCUAAAUUAGAGUCACUGAUUAAGCUUUUUAAAAAUAAAAUUCCUAGGUUCCCCCCACAGACUACUAAACUAGAACCUCUAGGGGCGAGAUCUGGAAGUUUACAAAUUUACAAAGCACCCAAAGUGAUCCUGAGGAUUAGCCAGGUAGGGAAAUGGCUAUUACAGCCUACAACACCACUGGUGGGUGGCCUUGUUGUUGUAUAUCCUAUGCAUUUCAUUUGCAACUAGCAAUCCUAAGGGCAACUGUAUAUGUGUUAGGUGAAAGUUAACAGUCCAAAUUUAGACACAAUUCUCAACCUGUUAUGUGCAAGCUCUCCAAAUAAAGAGGUUAGGGGAAAUAACUGAAGGAAAAGCAAGAAUAAUGAUCAAUCGGGUUUGGGAAGGGUCUUGCCUCAGAAUGUCAGCCUAACUUAGAAUUCUGGAGCCACAUCAGCUAAAGUAGAAUCAGAUAACCUAGGAUUACCUUGAAUCUCUUCCCAAAAUUCUGCCUCAUCAAUUAUAUGAAGAGUCUCUUCAAAAUCCAUCAGAGUUGCCCACUAAAAGUUUCCAUCUCUCCUUCUGUCUCACGUGCAUAUAUACCUUAGCCCUUUCCACUGCGAAAUUGGAUUUUCAGGAUCAGCUCUCUUUUUCCCCCUCCCCAUGGCCUUUCUCUGGGACCUCAGUAUGAACUAUGGAGCCAUCCUGUUCUUUUACCUUAAAGUACAUAGUAACUCCAACAUUUGCCACCUAAUUCAGAAAACUCUCAUAUUCAGGGGCCAUUGGGACAGUGAGUCAUAGAAAAGAGUAUUCAUUUCAUCUAACUUGUUUUUAGAAAUCAGCAAACAAGAGCUGCCUUAUACGCAGAAGUCUUUGGGAAACAUGGCCUACUGCAACACUUAUCAAACUUUAAUGUGCUUGCAAAUAACUUGGGCAUUUUGUUAGGUAGAUACUGAUUCUGUAGAUGUCACAGAGGGUCUGAGAUUCUGCAGGCUCCCAACUAAUAACAACACUGCUGUCAGGUAGGAGUGUACAAAACUGUUCGUCAAAUUUGGCUACACAUUGGAAUCACCUGAGAAGUUAAACAAACUAUUGGUGUGUGGGUCCCACCUCAGAGGCUGACUAAAUUGACAGUAUGAUUUUUAAGUUCCCUGGGUGAAAUUAUCGUACUGCAAAGUUUGAGAGCCUCUGGUCUACAAUAUGGAAAACAUAAACAGAGAAUAAAAUUAAUUAGGCUAAUAGACUUAAUUCUGGGGAUCCUAGAUUUCCUCAAGUAUCUUGCUUUUAUUUGAAUUUCUCAGUAUAUAACACAGUGCUUGGUAUAUAAUAGGUCUAAUAAAAGUUGCCUAAAUUGAAUUCCAUAGUUUUUGUCCCCACCUCUGAAAGCUGGCCUUACUAGUUGACUCAAAGCCUGUGAAAUGGGUCUAAAAUCAGACUAGUUAGAUAAGCUCAUCAUUUGGCCUGACAAAGUCCAGAAUUAUCGGGCCUGAGUUUAUUUCUUUGCCUAUUAGACAAACCAAAAAAUAUGCUCAAGGAAAGUGACUGUAAUUGAUUUCAGGUAAUUUACCCCUUCAGGAAGACAGAAAUGCUUCUCUCCGAGAUGGAAGGUGCUCUUGGAAGCUGUUUUGUUCAGCACUAAAGCUAUGCUACAAGCCUCACAAAAGCUGAGAUAAACCCUUUCAACAGGCAAAUCAGCUGGCAGGAAAACCAGCUUCAGAGUAAUGGAGCUUUAAACAUUUUCUGGGGGCACCUGGAUGGCUCAGUUGGUCAAGGAUCUGACUUUGGCUCAGGUCAUGAUCUCACAGUUCCUGAGUUUGAGCCCCACAUUAACAGCACAGAGCCCACUUUGGAUCCUCUGUCUCCCUCUCUCUCUCUCUGCCUCUCUCUCUCUCUCUCUCUCUCUCUCUCUCUCUCUCUCUCAAAAGUAAGUAAACAUUAAAAAACAAAACAAAA